Messenger RNA from Penicillium malachiteum, 741 nucleotides. RefSeq lists its product as uncharacterized. The record is from RefSeq and is a predicted model, not a curated record. The transcript is spliced from 2 exons. Bases 1 to 741 code for a protein of 246 amino acids. NCBI's taxonomy places the organism in Eukaryota, Fungi, Ascomycota, Eurotiomycetes, Eurotiales, Aspergillaceae.
AUGCGAGACCACUUACUUCGAGCCUCUGCCACUCCACGUCCAGAACUCGAUAUCUCCUGCAUGUCCUCGCCCGCAAUGUCGUCGCCCACGUCCACUGCCGUUACGUCCCCCGUCAUGGCAAAGAAGAAACUCCUGCUGUAUCGACGUGAGCAAGGAGCCUUCGUCUGGAAGAACAAGCCGGGACUUCGCGUGACAGAGGACAACCAUAUGAUCGAAAACAUCGAGAACGAGACCCAAAUCGGAGAGCUUCUCAAUAUUCUCAGCGACAAUAUGCACUCGGAGCAAUCACUCCAGAACUACGAGUUUGUCUGCAGCUGGCAAUCCGUUCGCUUGCCACGCUACCAUUGCGUCCUGGUAUCCCAAAUUGAAGGCUCAGCCUCAAUCUCAGCCUCAAUUCAGCUUCCAUCUCCAGUGUCCAACGACGAGGAGCCAAGCGCAGGACCAGAGGCCACUGGAUCUGCCACUCAGCUCGAGAACACCACAAGCGGUCCAAACGGGGUCCGUCCUCCUCCUCCUCCUCCUCCUCAACGCAGACUUGGGAAUCAGAAUGCGAAUGAUAACACUUCUCGCAACGAUACUCGACUUGGAUUCACGCUUCACGACCCUCCUGCAUAUCCAACCAAUCGCCCACGACGUCUGCGAUAUUUCGAUUAUGACGCUUGGCGCAGAGCUGCCACUGAGUAUGCCAAUGAGCGUGAAGCUGCGCGUGAAACUGAGCCUGUUAGUCCGAUGUGGGCCUAG